CUCGCUCCUCCCCGCGCGUCCCCGAUCAACCUCCAGCAGUUCCACGAUCCGUCCGAUCGGCGAAAGUCUCCGCGUUUACAGCCGUUUUCCUUCGCUUAAACACGGUCAGUCCGCGCAGGAGCCGAACCUGAUGGCUUCGACGACUUGUGAUGCUUCCGAGCGAGAGUCGCCGAACCCGACUGAGCAGAACGGCGACGGGAGCGAAUCGGGCCUGCGCGCCGCCGAUCAGGAACCGGUCGUUAAGAUGGACGUGAACGGCGAGACGGACGAGAAGUCAAACGGCGAAGAAUCGAGGGAACCAAGCCCAGAGGAAGCCACGAGGGAAGAUGGAGGGGACGAUGAAAGAGAAAUCGAAGCGGAAACGGAGAAAGAGCAACAGAAGAGCCCCGGUAGCGUGGACGGGAUGGCGGAGCAGCUGAAGAGAGAACAAAGGGAGGAGGAGAAUGCGUCCUCGCCGGCGGAGAAAAGCAGCAACGGUGUUGAAGGUGGAAUGAAGAGACGUGCGAGUUUAGAGAUGAGUUUAUCCUCUGACGGAGAGCCGCUCAGCCGCAUGGACUCUGAGGACAGUAUCAGUAGUACUCUGAUUGAUAUGGAGAGCAUCGCGUCCAGUGGCCGUUCUACUCCAGCCAUGAUGAACGGGCACGGCGGGGUAUCUUCGUCCUCUACUAAGGGCUCAUCGUACCCCUGCAGCUGGGAUCAAUGCCACAUGCUCUUCAACACCAGCCCAGACCUGGCAGAACACAUCCGUGGAGUGCACGUGGAUGGCCAGCGUGGAGGGGUGUUUGUGUGUCUUUGGAAAGGCUGUAAGGUUUACAACACCCCGUCCACCAGUCAGAGCUGGCUACAGAGACACAUGCUGUCCCACAGCGGAGACAAACCAUUCAAGUGUGUGGUGGGCGGUUGCAAUGCCACCUUCGCCUCCCAGGGGGGGCUUGCGCGCCAUGUGCCGACCCACUUCAGCUCGCAGAAUUCCUCCAAACUCUCCAGCCAAAGCAAGAUGAAGGAAGACUCUCCGUCUAAAGCGGGAAUCAACAAACGGAGGAAACUUAAGUGCAAGCGACGAAGGUCGUUGCCACUUGUGCUAAAGCCUGAUAAAGGAAGUGUACAGCCCUGCUCAGACUCCUUGAAGUGGACCAAAAAGUCACGGCCUCAUGAUUUUUUUGACGCUCAGACGAUGGAUGCAAUCCGCCAUCGUGCAAUCUGCCUCAAUCUAGCAACCCACAUUGAGAGUCAGGGCAAAGGUCACAGCGUGGUCUUUCACAGUACGGUGAUCGCCAGGAGGAAGGAGGAUUCUGGGAAGGUGAAGGUGCUGCUUCAUUGGAUGCCAGAGGACAUACUUCCAGAUGCUUGGGUCAGCGAGAGCGACCGUCCUCAGAUGAAGACCAAAGUGGUCCAUCUUUCCCAGCUUCCUCAGGACACAGCGGUACUUUUGGACCCUAACAUCUACAGGAUGUUUUUCUAGAAGACGGGGUGGGGAGGGCGGCUUCUGUCAGCACCUGCUGACGUACCCAAACCGAAGUGGACGCGCAGAUCUUUUCAGACAGCAGAAAGACUUCUUUUCCCUUCGCUUUUUUCCCUGUUUUCUUUUUUCUCUUCUUUUUAAUGCUCAAAGUCUGCCAAAGCAAGCAGUGAAUUUUUAAUGUGUUUUUAUCCCUUGAAAAAGAAAAAAAAAGGCACAACAUUGUGAACUCUGGUAGUGCUGGACUUUUAACUGUCUAGGAAGACUUGACUACAACGGUUGAAAUCUAAUUUCCCUCCCUGCGUCCUCAACUCUGCUGACAAGCUCUUAGAAGUCCUGAUGAAAGUGCCCAUGUAAAUAUUCCAGGAGAUUUGUAAUAUAUUUUUGUACUGCAAAAUUUGACUGUGCUGUAGAUAGAUGUAAUAUUCCACAAGCUGACAAAAAAAAAAAAAAGCAUAAUUGUACAGAAUGUGAUAGCUGAAUAGUUUUGGAUGAUGUAAAUGCUUCCAUAGACGUUUCUUGGGUUUUUACAUUUUUUUUGCGUGUUUUGGUUUCUUUUUUUAUUUAGUAUGACAGAAAAAAUUGUGAUUUUGUUUCCUCCGUACAAGCACACACACACUUGUAACUGCUGCUCCGCCCCCUGAUGAGUAUCCAACGUUAUCGUCCCACCGUGUGCGCCGUUUGUGCAUGAUCUCCGUUUAAGCUAUACACAAGCCAAGGAAUAUAUAGACAUCUCAUUGUGAUGGUGCUAAAGCUAACACUAGCAUUUAGGCUAAUGCACAUAGGAAAAAUAUUAGAUCAGUACUGAUUGAUGGUGCUUCUUAGAACAUGUAAUAAAACUGUUCCCCAUAGAUCAUACUUCUGUCUUUGUAGUAAAGAUACAAAUUCUGAAUAAUGUUGUUGU
Molecule: messenger RNA, 2363 nt
Organism: Xyrauchen texanus (razorback sucker)
Lineage: Eukaryota; Metazoa; Chordata; Actinopteri; Cypriniformes; Catostomidae
Gene: aebp2
Product: AE binding protein 2
Exons: 9
Coding region: 131-1462 (443 amino acids)
Biological process (GO): regulation of transcription by RNA polymerase II
Cellular component (GO): ESC/E(Z) complex
Source: RefSeq, a predicted model, not a curated record